UGGUGGAGAGUGGUGGGUAGUUUUGCCAAUUAGUUAUGAGAUCGAAAAGCUGGUGCUUUGGCCCUGGGAACACGUAGUCGAGCUGCUGUGAGGAAGGGAGCCCACGAGCCGAGGAGAGCGAGAGGGGACACCCGUGCUAGCGGUGGCGGUAGUGGGUCUCUCUCUUUCUCUCUCUGUCUCCCUGUCUCGCUGUGCCUCUAGGCUCUGUCGUUCCCCUCCUCGCACGGAGCUUCGUCGACCGACAUGGCAAUGGCUGUAUCUGCUCGAGCUGUGACUCUGGCGGCCCCGUCCAGCGGGGCCGUCUCAGCUGAGCCCGUCGGCACGAAGACGCGUGGCGUUCUCUCGUCGUCUGCUGCUGCUGCUGCCGCCUCGCCAAGCCGUGUCUCUUUCCUCAGAGCACCUGCUUCUGCAACUCCCGCCUCUCCCGCCUCCUCCAGCUUGUCUAUGAGCUCAAGCUCCAUUUGCGGAACAUCGCUGACGUCAAGAAGAUAUUGCAAGCUUCAGAAUGGCAAGAAGAGCGGUGUUGUCACUGCUGAGCUCGGCGAUUCCCUGGAGGAGUUCCUUGCCGUUGCUACUCCCGACAAGAACUUGGCUCGUCUGAUGGUGUGCAUGGGAGAGGCCCUGAGGACAAUAUCAUUCAAGGUCCGGACUGCUUCAUGCAAUGCAACAGCCUGCGUCAACCUCUUCGGUGAUGAACAGCUUGCAGUUGACAUGCUGGCUAACAAGGUUCUGUUUGAGGCACUCCGUUUCUCACAUGUGUGCAAGUAUGCAUGCAGUGAGGAAGAUCCAGUGUUGCUAGACAUGGAAGGUCCUGCUGAAGGUGGCUUCAGCGUGGCAUUCGACCCUCUGGAUGGCAGCAGCAUCGUGGACACCAACUUCACAGUGGGAACCAUCUUUGGAGUGUGGCCAGGAGACAAGCUGACAGGAGUGACGGGAGCUGACCAGGCAGCUGCAGCAAUGGGCAUCUAUGGUCCCCGCACCACAUAUGUUCUUACACUCAAGGACUUCCCAGGGACGCACGAGUUCCUUCUUCAAGAUGAUGGUAAAUGGAUCCACGUGAAGGAAACGACUGAGAUCAAGGAGGGGAAGCUCUUCUCCCCAGGCAAUCUUCGUGCCACCUUCGAUAACCCCAACUACGAAAAGCUGGUCAAUUACUGGGUAGGGGAGAAGUACACCCUGCGGUACACUGGAGGAAUGGUGCCAGAUGUCAACCAGAUUAUUGUUAAGGAGAAGGGAGUUUUCUCCAACGUGACAUCUCAAAGCGCAAAGGCGAAGCUUCGUCUUCUGUUCGAGGUCGCUCCUCUUGGAAUGCUUGUUGAGAAAGCUGGCGGCUACAGCAGCAAUGGCUUCAACUCCGUCUCAGACAUCGUCAUCGAGAACAUCGACGACAGAACACAAGUCUGUUACGGCUCCCGUGGCGAAGUACAGCGAUUCGAGGAGUACUUGUACGGGACCUCGCGCCUAGCCAACGAGCCAGCGACGGCCAAUGCGUGAUUGGUUGUUGACUGGAUUGGAUGAGUGAUUGAUCGGUUCAUUGAUUGGUUGGUGGAUUGAUUGACCUAUAUUGAUUAGUUACUUGAGUGAUCGAUUCAUAGUGAUGAUGGCUCGAUUGAUCUCUGUUGGUUGAGCGACUGAUUAGCUGAUUGAUUGGGUGAUGGGUGAUGGGUGGUGGGUUGGUUGAUGAUGAUUGGGUGAUGGGUUGGUUGAUGAUUGGCCACCGAUCGGUUUCCGAUUUCAUCGAACACGCACCCAACUAGCGAAGAAGUCUCCGAGAAGCUUCAAAGAUAGUUCAAUGUUUUGGCACGUGUAAGUUCGACAAAUAAUCAUACGAUAAUACGUGUAUGUUUUAGUUUACAUGUCAUCAUUACCUAUCUCUGGAUAUUUCUUUUUUUCUUUUUAUUUUUUUAUUUUUUUUUUUCUGGAUAUUUCAAAACGACAGUUCCAAAAAAAAAAAGGAAGGGAAAAAGAAGACUGUGUUAUCUGAGACCUACCUAAGCAUUUACCACAAGGUGGAGCGUUCGACUAUCACGUCA
Chara braunii is the source of this 2033-nucleotide messenger RNA. The record is from the annotation of a GenBank genome assembly. NCBI's taxonomy places the organism in Eukaryota, Viridiplantae, Streptophyta, Charophyceae, Charales, Characeae.